AUGGUUCGCAUCGCUCUCUUCGCUGUUCUUGCCUUCGCCGCCGGCGCUAUUGCACAGGCCAUCCCCAACACCUCCGGUGCCCGUGACGUCGGCAACGGUCAGGGCCGCCAGUUUACCACCGGUGGUUGCGUUUCCGACGCCGAUUGCCAAGAGGCCUGUUGUGCGAAUAAUGGCGCCGGAACCGGCAUUUGCUCCGGCAUUGGCGCUGAGUUCCAGAACGGCAAGCAGGGCUGCGGAUUCAACGACCCCAACGCCGCCGCCGCGAUUGCUGCUGCCCAGGAGCAGGUCGCCCGCCAGGGAUUCUAA
Molecule: messenger RNA, 306 nt
Organism: Parascedosporium putredinis
Lineage: Eukaryota; Fungi; Ascomycota; Sordariomycetes; Microascales; Microascaceae
Source: the annotation of a GenBank genome assembly